CGCGAUUCCGGAGGACGGCCAGUUCGUGUUGAGCGCGCGGUUUGUCAUGCCAGCAGUGGUUUUGCCGACUCGCCACUGUAUAGCAGCACCGAACACGACGACGACUAAAAAAUCGCCUUCUACCGCCGCCGUUUCUAUUGCUGCUGCCGGUACUAAUAUCACGACGACGACGACGCUCUACUGGUUGCCUGUAGUGGAUAGCCCGGCGUGUUGUUUUUGCUGUUAUUGCGGCGGUCGGCUGUUCGUCGUUGGCGGUGUCCCGAGCACCGGACGUGUUAAUAGCAGCGUUGGUAUCAGCAGUGCGCUGAGUCGUUUCGACGCGUGUUCGCCGCCGCCACCCCCAUCGCGUAAUUUUGGUAGGCUCUGCCGGUGUGACGGUGCCGUAGUCGCCGCCACCACCGCCGCCGUCGUGCUACUAGUGCCGUAUGUGCUUGGGCCGCCGUGCUUUCGACCGAUCGUAUUGCCGCCCACGUUCGUCGCUGCCGCCAAUCACCUCAGGCAUCACCGCCGAAUACAUCACCAACACCAACACCACAUCUACAACACGGUCGUUGCUGGCAACAAUAUGGAAACUAGACUGAAGGGCACCGGUGGCAGUGCUCUGGGUGGUGCGAGCAGCGCAUUAGUAGGCACCAGCGGCAAUCUAGGCGCGGCAGCAGCCGCUGCUGUGCUUAGCGGCGGUAGCAGUCGCGUUACGUCUUCGGGCGUUGAGCUCAGGGAGCUCAGGCGCCACAACUACAAGGCUUCUGUGUCGGUGCUGUCGCACUUGAACAAAGGCAACGCCGCUUCGCCGUACGUUARCAUCGGAGGAGGACACCGACAACGUACUAGAGCCCACCGGGCCAUGAACAUGGGCCAGAAAAUAUCUAGUGGAGUUAAAACUGUUAGCCGCGAAAGUGCGCAACCGUACAAGCCCGUAGUACCAAGAGAGCUGGCCCAAGAUUUUGCCCGUCCAGCCAGAUUAGACAUACUAUUAGACAUGCCGCCGGCGUCUAAAGAUAUGCAAAUCAAACACGGCUGGAACGCGGACGAUAGGUCUUUAAACAUAUUUGUCAAGGAAGAAGACAAACUGACAUUCCACAGGCAUCCGGUUGCCCAGAGUACCGAUUGCAUCAGAGGUAAGACUGGCUUGACCAAAGGUCUGCAUGUGUGGGAAGUAAACUGGUCGACCAGGCAACGCGGCACGCACGCAGUGGUCGGCGUCGCGACACAAGAUGCACCUCUACACUCUGUCGGUUACCAGAGUUUGGUGGGAAGUAACGACCAGUCAUGGGGCUGGGAUUUAGGGCGUAACAAAUUGUACCACGAUUCGAAAAGCUACGACGGCAUUACGUAUCCGGCCUUGCUCAAGCCCGACGAGACGUUUAUAGUGCCAGAUAAAUUUUUAGUUGUUUUGGAUAUGGACGAGGGAACACUAUCCUUUGUCGUAGACGGCCAGUAUUUGGGUGUAGCGUUUAGAGGCCUCAAGGGGCGGAAAUUAUUCCCAAUUGUCAGCGCUGUUUGGGGUCACUGUGAAAUUACGAUGAAAUACAUCGGCGGACUAGAUCCUGAACCCUUACCGCUGAUGGACCUAUGUAGACGAGUUAUUAGACAGCGAAUCGGUAAACAAUACCUAGAAGAACGCGUCAUGGACCUGAACCUGCCGCAGUCUCUAAGCGUUUACUUAUUAUACCGGGACAGAAGAUAACGGGGCCAGUAGCCACRCCGAAAACAUUGAUCAACAGAUCUCAAACGUCGAUCCGAUUCCUCCCCUACUUAUCUGUCCUAUUCCCCGCCCUAUCGACUCAACACCAUCUCCUCGCCCACCCAUUAAUCACCCGUAUCUCCUCUACCUCAGGCCAGUAACCGCGACGUUCGCUAAACUAGUCUCCCUCCCCAUCGUGAUCCCUCGUUCAAGUUUUCCUUAGUAACAYCCUUACCCUACCCACCCAUGUAAAUAAUACUCGAUGCAAACACCCCUUCCCUAUCCCAUUUAAAUUACACAAACACGAAACUUUAAGUAACGACUGAUGUAUCAAGUGUCAAGAUAGUUUUUUUUAAAUAUAUUAAUUAAUUUAAGGUUUAGGAAAAGAAAUUGAAGAUAAACUUUUGUACAAAGUCCAUAAAAUGCCUAUUCGGUAUUAAAAGAGAAAGAAAUUAAGCGCGCAACGUAAAUACCGCGUAUAAUUUUCAACUUGUGAAUUAUAUUAUUCUUUUUAUUUUAUUAUUAUUAUUAAAAUUAAUUUCUAUCCUGGUUUACUUGUACUAUAUAAU
This is a messenger RNA of Diuraphis noxia (Russian wheat aphid), 2253 nucleotides long. RefSeq names its product splA/ryanodine receptor domain and SOCS box containing gustavus (gene gus). Gene Ontology annotation, molecular function: protein binding. Lineage: Eukaryota; Metazoa; Arthropoda; Insecta; Hemiptera; Aphididae. Gene Ontology annotation, cellular component: SCF ubiquitin ligase complex. The record is from RefSeq and is a predicted model, not a curated record. Gene Ontology annotation, biological process: proteasome-mediated ubiquitin-dependent protein catabolic process.